UGAUGAAUUUCUAGCAGAAGUUAUAUUUCUUCCGGGUAGAGCAACAGAAUACCUUAGCGCUAAGAUCCAAAAUAAGCUGUUUGAUUUGCUUGCAAAUACUGUAUCCUCGACUUUGGUAGAAAAUAUUAAUUCCGCACCAUUCUGAAGUAUUAUCUUGGAUUCCACCAGUGAUAUUACCAGAGUCGACCAAUUAACCGUUGUUAUUAGGUGGGCAAUCACACGUUAUGAGUGAAAACUUUUUUGCGACCCUUCGAGAUACCUUCAGUUUUUUGGCUCUUCCUUGAAUAGAUGGAGAGAUCUUGGAAUCGAAGCUGGGAAAGGAUCACUGACACUAAAAAAGUUAUGUACGACACGUUGGAGCUCUCGCAUUGAUACAAUGCGAGCUGUGCGUGACAAGUAUCCCCAGAUAAUGAGGCUUCUGACGCGACUCAUCUUAACAUCAAACAAGAAGAAUGAGCGUGACAACGCAAAGAGUCUAAAGAAAAAAAUUGACACACUGGAAUUUAUUAUUUUCCUUGUAUUCUGGGAGAGAAUACUAAGAUCAGUCAAUGCAGUAUCAAAGGAGCUUCAGUCCCCUAGGAUUGACUUGUCAGUUGCCUCUAGACACCUUAAUAUUGCACUCUCGGAGCUCCAAUAUCUUCGAGAAUCGUGGCAGUCUAUAAUGCUGACUGCCACAGCACUUGCAAAAUCUUGGGAUGGAUCGCUAGAGUUUCAACAAAAGAGGGGUCGGAAGGCAAGAUAUGAAUCAGAUGAACUUGUUGUAGAUGGAAGACUGAUGGAUCCUGAGCAAAGUUUUAAGAUAAACGUUUUCUACAAGACUGUUGAUACAGCAUUGAUGCAACUGACAGAAAGGUUCAAGGACAAGCAAUGGUGACGUCAUUAUUCAGCUGUCUCUACCCCAACAACCUGGCAACACUGAGUCCUGACAUGCUUGAAAAUGCAGUACGAGUAAUUCGUGCGAAAUAACCAAAUGACUUUACAGAUGAAUUAGAUUCUGGGAUGAGAUAAUUUGCAACCGAAUUCAGAAAGGAGAUUGCAGUCAAGAAAACUGUUCUAGAAGUUAAUAACCUCGUGCUUCAGAGCCGUAUUAGUUCAUCCUUUCCAGAAAUGUACAAUCUAUUAACACUUUUCGUCACUUUGCCAGUAACUGUUGCAUCGGCAGACAGAUCAUUUUGAAAGUUGAAACUGAUAAAGACAUUUCUAAGAUCUACAAUGUCACAGGAGAGACUGGACGACCUAGCAACUUUGUCAAUUGAGAACAAGGAAGCAAAGAUAAUUGACAAAACAAAGCUUAUAAAGGAUUUUGCCAACGUUAAUGCACGAGAAAAGCUCACGUUGUGAGCAAGAACACCUAAUUUACUGUUGGUUUUUUCAUAUGUAAACAUUUUCUUUACCACAUCACGUGCAUUUCUCGAGGUUCUAAAGGGCACGAUUUUAAACAUUUUCCCAUUACCCCGAACCCCUUUUCCCCGUAGAGCUCACUUCACUUCGCAGUCCCUAAAUAAGGGCCCCAUCUUAGUAAAUUCCUAAGGGCCCCGAGUGUUUCUGUUACGCCACUGGCUGCAUGCAGUGUUUAUCAUUAGGUGAUGACACCUUAUGAUUAUGGAUUUGACGGGACAAUCUACACAAUUUCAAGGUUCAAAUAACAUGUCCAAAAAUUGACAAUAAGCCGCACCGGUGCAUAACUGCUCGACUUUUUGGAAAGAUUUUACUAGUGAUUUGUUUAUCCAUGCUAGCUUUUCAUGUCUACUAAGAUUCUUGGACGUAGCACUGGUGCUGUAGACAUUAACAGCCAUCUUCAUUUACAGCGAGUAGGAACUUCAGCACCCUUGUAUUUUUGGCCUAAGCAACGAUACAAUACCGCCUCAUGGGCAACGAUGCGAUAGAUCGAGUCGUCAAAUUUGUCAAACCCGUGCCGUGACGUAAAGGGACAAUCCACGGGUAUCUGACGGUAUCCACGUAUCACGGUACGAUCUAUCGGUUGUCAUUUUGUCCACGAUGUGACUCUAAAGGAAUUGAAUGGUUUUGACCAUGGCGUCGUGUUGUGGUUUAUGGUCCAUGAGCAAUCACAUACCCCUUUUGUUAUAGCGAGCCUUAUUCAAUGAUGCAGUUCUUAAAGGGCCACUCCAGCCCAAAAAUUUUUUCUGAGAUUUUUGCAUAAAUUGGUAGUUAGUCGAGAAAAAGAAGUUAUCGUGAAAUUUUUUUUCGAAAAGCUUAACUCGUUUUCCAGAUAUAGACGCUCAAAGUUGAGAAUCACCGUAAAAAUACGACCAAAUUUUUUUCGGAAAAAGCACUUUGUGACGUGUGAAAGGGCUAUUGUUUCAACAUUCGGCGCUAUUGUUAUACGUUCGCACUGAAAUUCGCACGACUCGGUAGAGGCUCGGAAGAGGCGAUUCAUGUCGGAAUCUCGGUUGUCGUUUUAUUUAUUUUCCUUCAUUGCGAUUGAUGUUCAGCGGAGGCUUCCAACCAACAUGGACUAGUAAUUCGACAAAUCAAAGAUGGAAACUUCAACCUGAAUGCAAAUCCUCAUCUUGGCAACGCAGCAAGCUUUUCAAAAUGGAAUGCUUCACGAAUUUUCAGAUGUGAAUGGAUUUCUGACCGAAGGCAUUUCUUAUCGUCGUGUCAUCUCAGUGAUUUCCAGGGAGCUGAAUAAUAAUUAUGUCUCACCGCAUUAGAAGAAGAACCCUAUUCACACAAGAUGGAAACUUUCCCGCAUAAAAAAGGUAACAAACUCUUUUCUGGAUCAUCAGAAAGGAUCUUGCACAAAAAUGCUAGAUGAAGGUUGGAGAUUACAUGCAUCCUGUUAUCUGGCUACUGGCUUUGUGGGAGUGAUAACUUGCCCCUCUCUUCCCUGCAAGAGUUACCACAAAGACCUUGACACAUUGUUCUGUUUUUGUAUCAAAACUUUUACAAAGGAGACUAUUUUUAAAAUUAUCAAAAUUUUAUAUAUAAUUUGGUCAUUUCUAUAUAAAGUUUGCAAAUCCACAGCUAUUAUUUCAAACUAGUAACAACAUAGAGGUAUUUUCUAGAAAUUUUGCAAUAGAUUAUUGUUUCAUGAUACUUUUAUAAGAACAUUUCUCAUGUGCAAUAGAAAUUACAAAUUGUUAGCUGGUUCACUGGCCUGAUUGUAUAGAUAUUUAAAUAUAUAAUUCAAUGUAGCCAAGUAUUUAAAUACAAACAUGUAUUUAUUAUUUAUAAAUAUAGCAGGUUGAAAUUCUGACAGCUUAAAGGAGCUGACAAGGCCCCUGUAAUAGCUUAAAGAUUAAAUACAAAAAUUAUAUUUACACAAGUAUAUUGAAAAAGUUGAAUUAUUAAUAUAAUCUCAAAUCCCUUUUUUUGUUUGUAUAAAAACAAAUUUAUAAUUUUUGAAAAAGAUGUUUGACUCAUGACUAAUGGUAGGUUUUUAGUCUUGUCUUGAAAGUUGUAUACUUUCUUGUCCAUGCCCUCGAUUGUCCUGGUUUAUUUCUAAUAAGUCAUAGUCAUGUUGAUAUGAAGCUCUUUAUCCUAAUGAAUAUGAUGAAUUAUCCCAAUCAAUUCAUACAGCUUUCAUUCCCGGUAUACUGGUUUUGUUUUGGUCUUUCCUCCCGAAUUAAUUGCGCGAUGGUUUUUUAGCUGUUGCACUAAAGGAAGAGCUGAUGAAAAAGCGCGAAUCUUCUUUUUAAAAUCAGGGAGCUGGCCUGCCAAUACUGCCAAUAUGGCCGGCCUUCAAAAGCAACAUUCCAUGAAAGUCUGUCAACAUCCUCAUGUCUCUGUCUCGCUGGCCUACUUUGACAAUUUGACUUCUCUGUCAGAAAGAUUCGUGCGAUAAAAAACUUCCAUAUUCGAUCAGAAUAUCGAGACUGAUGGAUGAUACUUCUCUCUUUAUAUCGAUACCAGAUAAAAGUCUGGCCUUCUAACAAACAUGCCGCUGCUAGGCCCUGUCUGCCAUUUCGCUAGGUUCUCGUUGACCCUUUGGACAGCCGAUGAUACUUGCCGCGAAUUUACCGAGGCCGAAAAUGCCUGUGACGUCAAUCCGAAGAUCUCCGAUAACACGGUUGAAAAACAAUUCAACUCAAUGACCAUUUUACAAACGCUAAUAACUACAAAAGGGUAAGAGAUUUGAAACAAAUAAUAACAGAUUCGUUUUCAGGAGGUCUGAUUACAUCGUGUUCUGAAAUAAAAAUUUUGGGCUGGAGUGGCCCUUUAACAGUUCUUGAGGAUAAUGCAACCCAGCCAUGUUGUGCCAAUCGAAUAAUGAGUACAGAGGGUCUAAAAACGUUGAACUUGAAACAUUGAUUCCUAGAUCUAAAAAUGGUUCUCGAGAGGAAAUGUCAGAAACGGAAGAGAGUCCGGGGGAGGAGGUGACCGAAAACGUUGACAACAACAAGGUUCCUUGUGCAAAAUGGAAAAAAACAGCCAUUCUGCUUUGCCUCUCCUUGCUGUGGUUUUUAUCUUUUUAUUCCGUUUCAAUGAUUGCUCCGUUUUUUCCGCAAGAGGCUGAUUCUAAAGGUGUGAGUGUGGCAACCUCAAGCUUGGUCUUCACAUCCUAUCAUAUGGUGCUAGUUAUCUGUUCCCCAAUGAUUGGUGCUUUGAUGACAAUUGCCGAUCCCAAAUCUGUUGCGCUUCUUGGUUUGGUAAUUGAGGGCAUAACAAAUAUAAUUUUUGGGUAUGUAGACAAAAUUCAAAGGAAAGACCUCUUUUUGGUUGCUACGUUUGGAAUUAGAGGUUUAUCUGCUGUUGGAGGAUGUGCCACUAUUACUAGUGCACUGGCGAUGGUCGCAAAUACUUUUCAAAGCAACAUGUCACCUGCAAUUGGAGUUUUGGAAGCCUUCUCUGGUUUUGGUUUUAUGGCUGGUCCCCCAAUUGGCGGAUUUUUAUAUAAUGCAGGUGGAUUUAAGCUUCCAUUUUUGGCUGUGGGAGUCACUGCUCUUCUUUUCUUCUUUCCGUUAUACUUUAUUUUGCCAGCUAUUAAGAUUGAAAAGGUGCCAAAAAACGACAACGUGAAGCUCAUCCAAGCCAUGAAGAUUCCUGUUGUCUUUUUCAUGGGAGUAAUCACAAUUUGCACUGGGAUGGCCCUUUCUUUCUUGGACCCAAUUCUUCAACGACAUCUAAAUAACACGUUUAAUCUCGGUACUGUAAAAGUUGGAUUUGUAUUUCUGAUUUGGGGAGCUGCCUAUGCAAUUUCGGCACCUGGUCUUGGAACGCUAGCCGAGAAAACGGACACCAGGUAUGCUAUUUGUUCCGGUGCCAUAAUCUGUGGCUUAUCGUUUCCAUUGCUUGGCCCUCCACCAUUUAUAUCGGCAAUACCCAGUGCAUUGUGGUUAAAUUGCAUAGCCUUGGGGACAACAGGCCUCGGAUUGGCAUUAUACAUGGUUCCCUCACUAUCUGACAUGUGCAAGUCUGCAACACGAUACGGAAUGUCGGCAGAUCUUUCUACGCAAAGUGCUUUGGCUUCAAUCUUCAACUCGGCAUUACACACUGGGAUGGCAAUAGGUCCAUCAUUGUCUGGAUUGCUGGUGCAACACUUUAAUUUCGCCUGGGCAACAACGAUAUUUGGCAUCUUCCAGAUAAUUGUGGGUUUAAUGGUUUUUGCAUUCACUUUCUGUGAGAGGAGAAGUGCAAGCUACUUAAGAUCAGAGAAUAAAGACUAGCAGCACCUAAAGAAAUUUCCUCCCUGUAUUAAUAUCUGAUAUUAAGGAAUACAUCUUUUUAUUUCGUCUCUUUUUUGCCAUUGCGUUUUGUUUCUGUUUUGUUUUCGUGAAUGUUUAGUAGAAGAAGUGCCCUGAAAGAAAUUUUUUAACAUUUUUACAACUCAAAACUUUCUAUGGACAAUUAAAAGAAUAUAAACAUUG
This is a messenger RNA of Rhopilema esculentum, 5831 nucleotides long. Its product is annotated as MFS-type transporter SLC18B1. The record is from RefSeq and is a predicted model, not a curated record. NCBI's taxonomy places the organism in Eukaryota, Metazoa, Cnidaria, Scyphozoa, Rhizostomeae, Rhizostomatidae. Gene Ontology annotation, molecular function: transmembrane transporter activity. Gene Ontology annotation, biological process: transmembrane transport.